Molecule: messenger RNA, 1637 nt
Organism: Oncorhynchus gorbuscha (pink salmon)
Lineage: Eukaryota; Metazoa; Chordata; Actinopteri; Salmoniformes; Salmonidae
Product: homeobox protein aristaless-like 3
Exons: 4
Coding region: 68-1177 (369 amino acids)
Biological process (GO): regulation of transcription by RNA polymerase II
Molecular function (GO): RNA polymerase II transcription regulatory region sequence-specific DNA binding; DNA-binding transcription factor activity, RNA polymerase II-specific
Source: RefSeq, a predicted model, not a curated record
CUCGCACAGGCGCCUUGCUUUCACUGUAACCGGUAGUCGUUAAAGUGCGUUCCGGACCAACCUCGUGAUGGAGACGGAUAGUUGUUUGUCUUUCUCUUCGCAGCCAAACCGGACACCACCAGAGAACUCACCGGGUUUGGAACAGCAUAGUUCCUCGGGUUCGUUUCUUCCCUGUGACGAACUUCAGAAAAACGCACACCUUCCUCUCGCGCACCGUCUGAGUCUCCGGGAUCAGGGUGACUUCUACAGCUCGAGCUCCAUGGGACGAUUUAAUGACGGCGCACCCGCGGACUUUACGCACGGGGCAGCUCCCACGAACCCUCGCGCCUCGCCCAACAAACACAGCAAAUAUAUGGAAAAUAUUAAUCAGGAUCAAAAUGGUUUAUCAAUAAGCGGGAAGGGCUCGUUUUAUGAAAACAACUCCGAGGCCAGAGAGAAGGUGGGUCCCAAGCCCAUGGGCUACCCAGUGAUUGGUUCAGACUUCUGCAUCAAGCUGAAGGAGCCAACCAAUGGUCUCCAAACAGGGGACUCAAUCGCAGACUCCAUCGACCUAUCGGGCAAGAACAAGAAGCGUCGUAACCGUACCACGUUCAGUACGUUCCAGUUGGAGGAGCUGGAGAAGGUGUUUCAGAAGACUCACUACCCUGAUGUUUACGCCCGGGAACAGCUGGCCCUUAGGACCGAACUCACAGAGGCCCGUGUACAGGUCUGGUUCCAGAACCGACGGGCCAAGUGGAGGAAGAGGGAACGCUACGGGAAGAUCCAGGAGGUGCGAAACCACUUUGCUGCUACGUAUGAUAUCUCCACCUACCAGAUGCAGAGCAACCUGUGGCCAGGCGCUGGUGCAGGAGGGGGCGGGGGGUCCGGCGGGGGCUGUGUCCUGAGCCCUGACACCAUGUCUUCCUCUUGUAUGAGCCCCUACCCCCAUCCCCACAGCAACCUCUCCUCCAUGGGCUUCAUGGGCAUGCCCCCGUCCUCCAGCCACCCCCACCACCCUCACCAUCACCCCCCACACCACCCUAGCAUCAAUAGCCUCUACUCUCUCCACAGCUUCCCUGGGGCCCUCGGGGGCCACUCCUUUGAGCCAGGGCCCGAGACAGAGUAUAAGCCAUCCAGCCUGUUGGCCCUGCGGAUGAAGGCUAAGGACCCUGGGAGUCUUCUAUCCUGGCCUACAUGAUCACCACAGUGUCAGGGCCCUACUAUGUACUGACUGAGCCAAUGUACACACACACAUUCAAACUCAAUCUUGUAUACUAGCUACGCCAUGGAUAGUUAUGGCCACAUGUGUUUGUGUUGCUGCAUGUUGAUAACAGAAGAAGUCAAAACUCUCUCCUGUGGUUCACUAUAAUAUGUAUACACACACUCUGCUAUUUCUCUCCCGAAAACUUAAACCCACAGACUUCAAAACAUGACACGAUAAACAGUUUGAGUUUGUUAGGUAUUUUGUUCCUGGGCAUUUCCAUUUAAAAAGGACCAACAUGUAAAAGUUAAUACGAACAGGUAAAACUGGGUGUCAAAUGAAAACUAAGAGUCUAUAUUUUUGGGGAAAUGAAUGCAUAGAAACCAUUUUCCAUCUUGAACAUUUGUCAUAAAGUAAAGGCUUUGAUUUCUGGACAAAGGGGGUCUUAGAAAACAUC